GGCGGGGCCCGCGGGCUGCGGACGGCGGCCUCGGCGGCCGGCAGAGUCCUUAUGUUCACACAUGUCUCUGCUGAACUUGUAAAAGAGGCACUUGGAUGAUGGACUGAAAGGAACGUUGAGAGUCCGGGAAAAGUUUCAAAUCGGAGAGUUUUCAAUUUUCACCCUAGUCCGGCAGCUGUGCUGCUCACGUACAUACAGAUGAAUGAAGACCCCAUUCGGGAAGACACCUGGCCAGCGGUCCAGAGCGGAUGCAGGCCAUGCUGGUGUGUCUGCAAGCAUGAUGAAGAAAAGGACGUCCCACAAAAAACAUCGGAGCAGUGUGGGGCCGAGCAAACCCGUUUCCCAGCCCCGGAGGAACAUCGUAGGCUGCAGGAUUCAGCAUGGGUGGAAGGAGGGGAAUGGCCCUGUCACCCAGUGGAAAGGAACCGUUCUGGACCAGGUGCCUGUAAAUCCUUCUUUGUAUCUUAUAAAAUACGAUGGAUUUGACUGUGUUUAUGGACUAGAACUUAAUAAAGAUGAAAGAGUAUCUGCGCUCGAAGUCCUCCCCGAUAGAGUUGCGAGCUCUCGAAUCAGCGACGCGCACCUGGCCGACACGAUGAUCGGAAAGGCGGUGGAGCACAUGUUUGAGACAGAGGAUGGCUCCAAGGACGAGUGGAGGGGGAUGGUCUUGGCUCGCGCCCCUAUCAUGAACACGUGGUUCUACAUCACCUACGAGAAGGACCCCGUCUUGUACAUGUACCAGCUCUUAGAUGAUUAUAAAGAAGGCGACCUUCGCAUCAUGCCCGAUUCAAAUGAUUCUCCUCCAGCAGAAAGGGAACCAGGAGAAGUUGUGGACAGCCUGGUAGGCAAACAAGUGGAAUAUGCCAAAGAGGACGGCUCUAAAAGGACUGGCAUGGUCAUCCACCAAGUGGAGGCCAAACCGUCCGUCUACUUCAUCAAGUUUGAUGACGACUUCCAUAUCUACGUGUACGAUUUGGUGAAAACGUCCUAGAUGGCAUCAUGGACUUCGCCAAAUUUGUGGAACUAUUAAAUGUAUAAUUUGUAGACAUAAAGACUUGAUUGCUUUCCAGUUUAAUGAAAGCUUAAAUGUCCCUGCGAACCCACAAUCUCUGCCAGCAGAACUGGUUUUGUUCCGAAUAGUACAAAUUCAUGUGAACACAAAGCAUUUUGUGUAAGGAACUCCUUCCUCUUAAAAGAAGUCUGUCUGUCUGGAGGGGAGUUAACAGGCAAGUUUGGUACAAGUUAGGCUAGCCCCAUAGUCAUUUCAAACUGUAGUAGAUCUUCCCCACUUCCCCGCCACUGUUGCGCUCUCCGACUCUGCCGCCACAAUGCAAGCAUAGUUUGGUAUUUUUGUUAUUGCCUUUUUUGAGAUAUGUAUGUAUCUAUAUCUACCUAUCUAUAUCUGUGUGUGUACAUAUGUAAUAUAUACACACACAUAGAUCUGUGCGUGCGCGCGCACACAUACACUUAAUUGGCAGUCAUUUCUUUGUGGAUUGGGGCGGGGGGUAAAUAAUAUUCUCCAGUUUAACAGGAGUACUUGUCCGAAGUCAGUCAUACUUAGCAUAUUACUGCUGCUUAUUUAAAAUUAAAUGUGGGCACAGGAGACACAGGGAUGUUCAGCUUGUUUUCAAAGUCAGAAGUUCAGACACCUUUUCAGUCUGGAGGCUUUAAACUGUGAGUCCAAACAUGAAUCAUUGGUGAGCAGUUGCUGGACCCACAUUAGGAUUUAACAAAACAGGAAUCUGGGUAAAAAGCUGCCUUUAAUUCUAAGCUUUGUAAAUUUUUGUUUACAUUUUUUACUGUACUUUUUUUUUUUUUUUUUUAAAGCGAAGCCCAGGUACUUGGUCCACACAGUGUGAUGCGGGCGUAUUUUGGACGGCACAACUGGUCUGUUAUUUGUACGAGUCCGCAGUCUGCAUUCUAGUACAUGGAUUUGAGAGGCAGCAGUGCGUCAGUGGUUUGUGUGUAUGUGGUAAGUUCCUGGAAGAACCUAGUGGUUUCGUAUUAGAAGUUCAAGGUGAAGAAUGGCAUUGCUGCCUUCCAACAAGUUCUCUGGGACACUUUUUUUUAUUACCGUUCUUACUGAUACGUGAUUGUGGUCAGAAGGCUUUCCUCCCCGGCUUUUCCCCACAAAGAACAUCUAGACAGAUGACAGCUUCGGUCCCCUGACACCUUCUGUGGUGCUGUUACGGUCUUGCCCCCGGUGUGCUGUGGAUGUGGACGCUUCCCGUCCUGUGGGCCCUACCACGUCGGGGUCCGUCACCGCACCAGCUUCCGUGGCUUAUUCCCGCAAGGUUGUUUUAACCGAAGUACAACUGCAGAAGUGGGGGUAGUGGCGGCAUGGCCAUCUGUCGCCUUGUGUCGGAUGAGCCCUGAUGGUUUGGCAGCUAGGAGAGAGGCAGUACGUGACACCAGUCUCCUGCGGAGGUUGGAAACCUUCCCUGCAUUUUGGGCAGAAGGUUGAGUGCAUGUGUUGUCAGUCCAGUACGAGAAGGCCACGUGGCCUCAGCGUUGGAGAUCCUGUACCUCAAGGCCUCCCCACGUGUGGUUCGCGUGGCCCCCGCUUUUGCCUUCGGGAAGUCCGCGUGCUGUCGCGCUGUUGGAUGGUAGCCCUGCGCCCCAUUCUGGUGCAGCGCCCGGUGUCCGCGGUGUGUGGCGUGCCGCGCCUCACCUCACCUCGGGCGGCGGCCGAGUGCCUGGUCUCAGACGCUCCUCCUGCUCGGACAGGUGUCCUGCUGCACGUCUGUCACCUCUUUUCCUGGUGGCUCUUCUAAGAGUCCCUGCAUGGGAAUCUCAAGGCUGAGCCCGGCUCCCCGAGCGCCAGUGGACAAGCGUGCCCGGAGGGUGGGUGCGGCCGGCGUGAGCGCGGCACAGAGGCGUUGGGCUGCAGAACCGGUGUUCUCUGGCAGCAUCCGGCGGGGCGGGUCCGUGGAGGCGUCUCCGGCAUCACUUACUGACUUGCUUUGUGGUUUUUCUGCAAGUACCCUUAGCACCUUCAGUACCACACGGUCUGCCGCUCUCCAGACGAAUGUGACACGUGAUUGGCGUCCUCAUUUUAGUCAGCGUUCCAUGUAUUGCCGUUAGGGCGGAAGGAAGGGGAAGGGGUUUUUUGUUGUUUUCUUUUAUUUGCCCCAUUCUCUUUUCUUUCGGCGGCUUAACUCCCACUUCUGUGGUGACUGAUCCCACUCCUUUGCCCGGGAUUUCAGGCUUCGUUUUAGGCUCACGUUUCCGAUCUGCAUGCAUUGCUUGCCUUUUCCUGGUAUUGGGAUGUUGGUUCCUUGUUCUGGGAGCCCAACAUUAGUUUCCAAAAUUAUCACGGGACUUGUGACCGCACAAGACCUGAACCUGUAUAAAAUGUCCUGGCCUUCCUCACUGACCUGCUGUAGUGUUCUUGUGUCGUGUGCGUGUGACGUCUGGCUGCCACGUGAAGCUUCAGAGGAGAACCUUAAGCGCAGACCAUCCUUUUUUGCAUGCUCUAUUCUAAGUAGGAUGUUCAAUGUAACUAACUGAACUUGCAUGUGAGAGAUAUUUAGGUUUUUUGUUUUCUAUCUUUGUUUUUAUUUGUUUUCAGCUGUCUGUAUAUUUGCUUCCUGUGCUGUUGUAGUGGUCGUAGGAUACAGAUGCACUGGUGAAGCAGUGUAGUGCCAGCAGAAGGUGAUUUUCCAGCCCUGUCUGUCGUGCAGCAUUUGAAGGGACUGUGCAUUCUUGAAACUCUCACAGUUACUUCUAAGCCAGAGUUCAUUCCUAUUAUUGUUUUACGUGCCAAACCCCGAAGUGCAUUGGGCUUGAAUCUCUGAACGCUGUGGACCCAUUAGAAGACUGUUCUGAUUGUCACAAAUUGUAGUGCCUGAAAACAUUCUUAAGCUGAUUGUCUUAAAAAAAAAAAAAAAAAAAGAAAAAAAAAAGAAAGUUCUCCAAAGACAAAACAGGAACAAUUAUUAUAACAGAAAAUAAUUAUGGUUGAAAUGUCUGUGGUUCCUUGGAAAUGCUGCGCUUUUUGUAUUUUCCACCGUUAGUGCAGUUUGAACGAAUGUGUAUAGUUCAGAGGUCUUCGUGUUCGCAUUUUAAAAUUAGGUAAAUGACCUCAUCUUUCAAGCUUGAAUUCAUUUUUAAUUUUAAUUUUAUUUUAUACAAUGUGUAGACAGUUCCCUGUUCUCUGCAUUUAGAAGUAUAAACAAUAUAAAUCUGUUAAUUCUGUAAGUAAUUUUUAUAAUUAUGAUGUAACUCUAUCCUAUCCUUAAAACAUUUAAAAUAAACCCUUUAUGUGCAACUUCUGCCUGUAAAUUUUGUGCUCAUAAGCAAAAUGUGAUGUGUUAAACCUGCUUCUGAAAAAGUUUUUAAAGUUUUACUUUAAGAUCCUUUCACCACGUGUAAAUGUCAGAUAUAUGCAGAGACAGAAAGAAGUCCGACUUUUACUUGAAUGGUAACACUCAGUAAUUCCCGAGGGGAGAGGGGCAGUGAUCAAUAUCCCAAAUACAUUCACUAGUCCAAAAUAUUCAGUUUGUGAUUCGCCGCUAAUGAGAAAAUUUAUCAUAAAAUUUUAAACUGAAUUGUUUUAAAUAGAAUUAAAUAAUAUGUAUUUUAUACUUUCACAUCUAGUUCUGCUUUGUAUAUUGCCUGUAAUGCUGUUAAUACUUCAGUACCAACUGGUGAGAGUCUGUAGGGGGAAAGCCCCAUGUCUUGACGGCAGGGACGAGGAAGCGCAUAGGUAAUGGCCUAAUGGCCGGGACGGGUGCGUGUUGUGUUUUAUCUUCUGGGUGAUUACAAUCAGGAAGAAAGUAGAUUCACAGUGUGUCUGUAAUCACAUUUGCUUUUUGCUGUUUCCCUAUUGAGUUGGGCCAAAGGAUCUUGUGGUUAAGGCUGGGGUGGGACAGGCCACCUUCUCGCUGCCAGAGUUGGCUUGCAGGAAUGGCCCCCCCCCCCACCCGGGCUGGGUGGAGGUGCCUGCCCGCUGGAGGCCGGAUCUCGCGUCCUCCUCCUGCCACACCUCAGCCUUUUUGUGCUACUGCACAUGUAGCUCGGGAAGCCUUUUCCCUACAAAUGACAGCAAGUCUCGUCAGAAGUUGAUGGUCGCUGGCUGCCGCCAGCGAGCAGGUCUGCACGGCUUGGAGAAUCAUGGGUGGGCCUGCCGGUUUGACCGCUCUCGGCACGGCCACGGCGCUGGCGGUGAGUAAAGCGUGACAGAUGCUCUGAAGUCCUUGGCCAUCGCCGUGGGAGACUUCUGAUGGGGGGAGGGGAGGCGCACCUUUUCUCCGUGGUGCCGAUGAGGAGGGCGUGGAGGCCACGUGUCUGGUCCAGGAGGAUCACCAGCCUCAGUGCAGGGAUCUGAAGGACCCAAAGUCCAGCCAUCUCUGUGGCUAGUUUUGUACCCUUGCUUCCUAAGUGAGGGCAGGAAGUGUUUUCUUAUUUUCCAAUUAUGCUGAAGAAAUAUAAAUUUCCCUCUCGAGAUUGUGGAAACUAUUUUAUAGUUAGAUAUUUUAAAUAUGUCAUUACAUUCAUAUUCUUACAAAAGCUGCAUUUCUUAUGCCCACAGAACACCACAACCUCACACCUAAUUUUUACAGUAAUUGGUUUGUUCUGUGUCAUAUGUUUGUACGGUCUUAGGCUGCCGAGUCUCAGAGAAUUAGGUGAGUGAGUCUUUGAGUUAUUUCUGCGGACUUUGUCAGAUGGUCUCUGUCUGCCCUCUUACUCAGCGUGAAACCCUUCAGCUUAGUUGACGCAGCUUUUAGGGUUAUUGCCUUGGCACAUCAUUUUGCCUAAAAUUGACCUUGCAUUCUUUCUGCUCAGUUUUUAUGCGAGGAUGCUGGACCAGGUGGCGCAUUGAUCCCUGCCAGUCCAGGCGACAGUGACACUGGAGUGCGGGCACUGGCUCGCGUUUCGUUUUUGUGCUGGCCGUUCCCGUUGGAUGGGUUAAGACCUAGUUCCCUGGGAAGUACUAUCUAGAGUAUGCUUUGAAACAGUUCUGGGUUCGAGUGACUUGAGAAGAAAAUCCUCCCAGUGGGACAUAGACGGAAGCACUUUGCUGGAAGAAGGAAAGUCGUUCAUGCAGCACUGGGGCACCUGUGAGUGUUGGACAGAACGCUCGGAACAGUGUCUGACAUGGUGCUUUAAGCUGUGGACUCCUCUGAGGCAGAUGGGUUCCAGACCCAAGAUAUAGGAAUUUACUAUUACGUUUUACAUCAAUACAAGAAUCUUAUUCUUAAAGGACGUUGGAACUCUGGAAAUGGCUCAAGUUGCGAAUGCUUUCCGCGGUUGCUCAGGUUAUCGGCUCGUGGCAUUCCUUUGUUAAGCCGUCCAUGAGCCAGGCUGUGGGUUCCCCUGUGACCUCAGCCAGGCGGCCCUGGUCUGCUGUUGGCCUUCUGGAUGGAGAACCACCCUCCGGCAUCGGCACCCUAAUGAUGUUGAUGGCUCCAUCUGAAACAAAACUGCCUUCUAGAUCAGCUCUGUUCUCUUCCUGAAAGCCUAACUGCUGAGUUUCAGAGCAACGCAGGAAGAAAACCUGAAUGGCCGGACAGAAGGAACCCCACACCAGAAUGAUUUUUAUUCGCAGAUGCUCUUGCAUCCUUGUGUUAACAUAACCCUGGAAAAUGGAUUGAUGUUGCCUUACGACUUUGGAAGAUACGUAUUAUUUAUUAUAAGAAACAACUACUUUAUUAUAGGAACAAAAUAACAGUAUUUAUCACAAUGCAUUUGUCAUAUACCCUUGGAAUUUCUGUGAGUAACCACCUUAUCUGUGUGUUUCACAGAAUUGAUGUUUGUCCUUAAGAGGGUGGAACUCAACCCACAGACCAUCCCAGUUAUGACUUGGGUGUGUGUGUGCAAUGGCGUAGUACCAAGUGCAUCCAUGUUUACUCUCCAGAGAGCUCACACCAGCCUGCUUCCUGGACUGUGCAGAGAAAGAGAGAUCAUAAUAUGCUUAAUGUGACUUUCCAGUAUAUGCGAUACAGAGUUGAAUUAGUUAGCUAUAACAAUCUUAUGUUUUAUAUUAAAUUCCUUGUUACCCUCCUGGAAGGGAGUUUGACUAUAGCAAAAACUGUAACAAGUGAUCAUCAAAGAAGUGUUUAUAAGUUGAUUAUUACUUCCUA
Lynx canadensis (Canada lynx) is the source of this 7085-nucleotide messenger RNA. It is a transcript of the gene SPIN1, whose product is annotated as spindlin 1. The transcript is spliced from 9 exons. Lineage: Eukaryota; Metazoa; Chordata; Mammalia; Carnivora; Felidae. Gene Ontology annotation, biological process: gamete generation. Bases 203 to 991 code for a protein of 262 amino acids. The record is from RefSeq and is a predicted model, not a curated record.